AUUUUGCUGGUGGUGACAGGAGAUGAUUUUGGUUACUGUCCCAAGAGGAAUCAAGGGAUUGUCGACUGCUUCAAGUUUGGAGGCAUAUCCUCUGUGUCACUGCUGGUGAAUGCAUCUGCUGCCAAAGAUGCCGCAGAUCUGGCUAAAAGGAAAUUUUGAACAUGACAAGAAAAGGAUAGUGAGCCUGCUGGUAACCAACCGUUGAAUCAGGAUUGUACUUGGAGCCGGCGGCAUCUGUCCUCUGGUCCCAAGCGUCCUCUUCCGCGCUGCAUUGGUUCUUCUCUAGAUGCUGCAGUCCCAGGAAUGGGGCACAACAUUCCAAUUGGGCUCCAUGCCAACCUAUCAGAAGGCAUCCCUGUGUGUCAGAGCCUCCGUCAGGCCUCGACACUUGUCAAUGAGCGUGGCUUUUUCCAUGGAAAGAUGGGCUUCCGUCAGGCACUGGGACGACGUCAGAUAAGCAUGGAACAGGUGGAGCUAGAGCUGAGAGACCAGAUCAGGCUUUUCAGAGAACUGACGGGUCACCUACCUCAUCAUAUGGAUGGACAUCAACAUGUCCAUAUACUGCAAGAGGUACGUGAGGUGUUUGCACAGGUCCUGUCAGAUCACAGAAUUCCAUAUACUCGUGUUCCAGUGGAGCCAGGUUUACACAGCUGCCAGUGGCUGCCGGCUCAUCUCAAAAGAUUCUACGCUCAGGUGGAGAAAGACGCUCUGGAUUCUGUCCCUGUGUUCAGGCGUUAUGGACUUAGGUGGCCAGAUGUGUACCUUGGACUGACCACAGUAGGCCAGAACAUGUCUGUCUCCAACCUUCAGAGGACCCUCAGCCAUGCCUUCAGUAUGUCCUCCUGUGCCGCGUCCAAUCCUGAAGAGCGAGUGGUCACAGCAGAACUCAUGGUCCACCCAGGUUACCCCAGUCAUCCACAAAAAGGUGGCUGUGGAGAAGGACCGGAUGACUUCUCCCAGUCAGCAGAUCGGCAACAUGAACUCAGUGUGCUCACUGAUUUGUCACUACUUGCUAUGUACCGCAAGGAAAGAGUGCAGCUCUGUGCUUUUAAAGACCUUUGAGAAUAUGUGUUCACUAUAUUAAUUGGAGAGCUUCACCAGAUGAAUUUGUUGGGAAGAUAACUUUUGUUUCAUUAAGAAUCACAUUGACUAUCCUUACUCUUGACACUUGACGAAAAUUUCAGAACUACCGUAAAACCAUGUUAUAUUUGGGGGCAAUUUUGAAACGUUUUACUGUUAUUAAACUUGAACUACAAUGUGAUGCUAUUUAUUAAGAAAUCACAGGACCCUUGGAUGAGUACAGAAAAGUAUAGGCCAAGGGGCAAUUUCUAAACAACGAACCAACAAAACAAGACAUCAAAAGACUGGUAGUGGUAGAUUUUGUUUCAUUAAAGUUGACUAAAUUGGGCUUUGGGUGGCACCAUCUAUUGGCCAGCCACCGCUGACACAUAUAUGGGAGUUGAAACAUUUACAUACGCUGUGUAAAAAACAUUUUUUUCUCAGUGUCAUGAAAUCAGACAAUUUUUCUUUUUCUUGUUUUAGAUCAAUUCAAAUUACCGAAAUAAUUUAUAUUUUGUAAUAAAUGCCAGAAUGAUGUGAAGAAUUUUGCGGGGGACACAUUUUCAUUACUUUAUUCAAAAUCAGAAGUUUACAUGUAAUAAGAUUACUGUGCCUUUAAACAAUUUGAGAAAACCCA
Molecule: messenger RNA, 1696 nt
Organism: Hippocampus zosterae (dwarf seahorse)
Lineage: Eukaryota; Metazoa; Chordata; Actinopteri; Syngnathiformes; Syngnathidae
Gene: ydjc
Product: YdjC chitooligosaccharide deacetylase homolog
Exons: 6
Coding region: 304-1062 (252 amino acids)
Biological process (GO): carbohydrate metabolic process
Molecular function (GO): deacetylase activity
Source: RefSeq, a predicted model, not a curated record